Etheostoma spectabile (orangethroat darter) is the source of this 5794-nucleotide messenger RNA. RefSeq names its product restin homolog. The transcript is spliced from 18 exons. Lineage: Eukaryota; Metazoa; Chordata; Actinopteri; Perciformes; Percidae. The coding region runs from base 258 to 5651 and encodes 1797 amino acids. The record is from RefSeq and is a predicted model, not a curated record.
AUGGAGGGAGGACAGGAAGAAGAAGAUUGAAAACACAGUGCUGAGGAAGGGGGUGAACAAGCUGAGUGCCAACUGGAUAUGGAGGCUUCUGGCAAAGUCCAACGUCUGUGGUGUUUCUAAGGAAACAACAGCAAAACUAAGUUCACAGAGCAGAAGCUGAACUUUGUGAGAGCUCGUCGCUGCAUUAAGGAGAUGAAACUACAGUCAGUGGAGCGCAAAUAAGAGGUAAACCUCACCUAGUUGGCACGGGCUGACCAAUGGAGGAUCAUAAGACCUCAUCUGACAUGACAGCCACCGGAAGCAGCUCUGUUAUCAUGGUAACAGACUCAGUGCUAACUGAGCUGGAGCAGAGUGCACAUUCAACCCUCCAGUUUGACAGUUACCUGAGGAACAGAGAGUUUGAGAGGUCAGAGAGGAGCCUGCUGCUACAGCUCUAUAAGCUAGCCUCUGCCUCCCACCUCCCCAGCAUGCAACACUCCCAGAGGCUGGACCAAAGACUCCACAUGCUCAGGGAGGAGGUCAGGACCAUGACCCAGGACAAGGAGCGAGAGGAGCGGGUUUGGAGGGAUCGCCUGCAGCGCUGUCAGAGGCAGCUGAAGGCCAAAGAGGAGGAGAUGAGUCGCCACUCCCAGUACUUUGAGAAUUAUAAAACACAACUCCAGCAAAAGCUCAGCCUGGCCCGGGACAGAGAGCAUAGCCUACAGAACAGGAUCUACACUUUAGAAAAACAGCUACUGGACAUGACUGUGAGUGCCGCCACUGGCAUGGCAACGAUCAGUGCAGUCAGAUUUACUGCCGAGGCUGUAACACACUGGGAAGAACAAGAUAGGUUGCCUCCCAUGAGAGGAGAGGGUGAAGGAGAGGAGGAGAGAAAGGAGGAGAGGAGGAGGCAAUGGCAGCCAAGUGUGGGAAUUGAGAGAGAAAGAGGGCGAGAAGGUGCAAAAGAGAUACAAGGGGGAAGAGUUAAAGACACAAAACAAAACUCAAAUGAAGCCAGACUGCAGGGCUUCAUCCUGAGCCUGCAGGAGGAUCUCAGGGUGCUGCUGGAGAGAGAGGAGGAUGGGAUGACCGAGCGGAAGGGACUGGUAGAGCAGCUCCAGGAGGCCCAGGAGAAUAGCCACUUCCUAGGCUGCAAGGUGGAGCAGAUGCAGGCAGAGGUGCACCAGCUGAAGCUGUCUGAAAACUCCUUGAUGGAGGAGGUUGAAGAGCUGAAAGAGGAGAACCACAGACUCCAGCAGAGUAUUACAGACGCAGCUAACCAAACAUCCACGGUGCCUGAGUCCGCAUGCCCGGGUCCUGGGUCUAACACUCUCUCAUAUACCACUGCCAUGGGACAUUCCUCAGUGGGGAGUUCUGCAGAGGAACAUCUUACAUCGGGCAAACCUCCUUCAUCUGCAGUUCCACCUGUUCACCACCAGGCCACAGCAGAGAGCAUGCAGAGUGACACAGAGGAUUACUCCUCAUCUGCCAUACUAGAAACUCCAUCUAAAAUCUUUCGCCACCUCCGUUCCAAAACCAACUCCAGCGUCCAGUCACUCUCCUUGACUACAGAGACAUUAGAUGAGUUUAAACUUGGAAACCGGCACUCCAAAGGGAUCGUAAACCUGGAGGAAAGCCCUAGUGAGGAAUCUGAUGCCCUGAGUGACGCCUACAGGAGCUUGGGGUUGGGGGAGGAUCUCGAAGCACUUCAAGAUCAACGUGACCGGCUGGAGGUCUCCCUGGAGCACAUACAGGAGAAGCUGCAGAGGAUGGCUCACGAGAAUGCACAACUGAAAUUACAACUCAGGAAUAAGGAAGAAGAAGCAGAGGUGGAGAAGGGGUCUUCAAGAGAAAAGAUUGGCACACUACCCACCAGUGUUCGAGCUGAAGAUAACACCAUUCUCGCCUUCGCCCAAGAUGAUCUUGUCCAGGCCUUGAAUCAGGAGAACCGGGCCUUGGCGGACCGGAUCCAGGAGCUUCUGGUUCAUAUGGAGCUCAGCGAUGAGGAGAACAAGAGGGAGCAAACACAGCUGAGGGAGCAUAUCUUCAAGCUGGAAGCAGACAGAGUCAGGCUGGAGCAGGACAACCAGGAACAAGAGUGUUUGAUUACCGAACUCACCAAGAAGACUGAGGAUGAUCUUAAUACCAUCAUGGAGCUACAGCAAAGGUUAGUGGAGAGUGAACAGCGUACAGAGGAAUCACAAGUUGGCAAGGAACUUGGUGGAUUUCAAUUAAAAAGUGAAUAUACAGCUGCAAUAUUGGGACAUUUUCAACAGAAGAACCUCGAAGAAUGUGGGGACAGUUUUGUGGAAAGUGGGCUAAAAGAGGAAAAACCACAGUUGGUGUACAGUAAACAAUCAGACGAUUUGAGUGCAGCUUCUGCACUUGGUUCUCAACAUGAUCAUUACUAUGAUCUGUUGCAGAAUAGCCUACAAAGUAGUCUACAUGUUAGUUCACUGACUGAUCAAGUGGGCCAGCUGACCAAGUCUAUCCAGAGUCUCAAAACAGAAGAAGAGGAACUAUCAGGCUGCAUUAAUGCUCUCAGGGUGCAGCAGAGAGAAGUAGCUCUUUCAGUCCAAACACAGACAGAAGUGAAACAGCAGUUAACUCGGGCCGUUUGGGGACUGAAGGAGGAGAAAGACAGCAUCUCUCAGUCUCUGAGUGGUCUCAAACAAGAGAAAGAGCAGCUUACCAGGACAGUCUGUGGGCUGAAGGAUGAGAGAGACCAGUUUAUAAGGUCUAUGUGUAGCCUGAAAGAGGAGAAAGAGUCUUUGUCUGGUCUCGAAAGAGAAAAAGAGAAACUGUUAGAAUCUCUCUCAAGUGGAAAAGAAGAGAGAGAUCAAAUCACGCAGUCACUGCACCAUUUACAGAACGAGAGUGACCAGUUAAGCCAGAUGGUGAUCCUUUUGAAACAAGAGAGAGACAAACUAACUGAUUCCCUCAAGUGUCUGAAGGAACAGAGAGACAAGGAACAUUCAUCUUACACUUCACAAGAAGACCGCGACAAGUUAGAAAAAUCAGUUAGCAGUUUGAGAGAAGAUGAAAAACGAAUUGAACAUUCAAUCAGUUGUUUGAAACAGGAAGAAAAGCAGAUAAAGCUGUUACUUAAAGGCUUAAGAGAAGAAAGAAACAGCCUCCAUGCGGCUCUGCCCAGCCAAACACAAACAGGGGGGAGGAAUCAGAAGCAGCAUCUGCUCAAUCCAAACAGUGCUGUUACGACAAAGAAGACUUUUGAUGGAACAGGAGCUGCACAAAGAUCUCAGACUCAUGACCACAGGGAAAGCUCUGCACAGGAGCAAAGUGAUCUGAUAAGGGAGAUUGAAGAUUUGAGGGCAGAACUAAAGAUGUCACGAGACCAACUGGACCAGAGCAACGUAGAUACCAAGAGGCUGCACAGUGAAUUGUGUCAAUCAGAAGUCAGGAGGGAGGAGGCAGAGAGAAAGUUGGUCCAAGCAGCUGAGAAGGCGGUGAGGCUUACAGAUGUAGCCAAUCAGAUGGAAGAAACCAGAAAGGAAAAUGACAGCCUCUUAAUGCAGGUGAAAGAGCUGCAGAGCAAACUGAAAGGUCUGGUCAGGGAGAAGACAGAUGCUUUGUCACUUAAGGAUCAAAUAGAGGAGCAAUACAACAUCCUUACAGCUCAGCUCAAGGCUAAGACUGUGGCUCUAGAAGAGCUAAACUCAGAGUAUAUUGCUCUAAAACGAGGACAGGGCAGCAAGGAUGAUCUGAGCGCUGUUCUCAUCUCACUCAGGACACGUUACAACGACAUCAGAGCUAAGUAUGAUGCACUCCUGAAAAAGAGAAGCCAGACGGAUCUGGAAAUAGCUCCUUUAAAGGCCAAGCUGUCUUGCCUGGUGGUCAAGUGUCAGGAGAGGAACAGCUUGUUGGUUCAGAUGAGGAAGGCCAUGCACAGACAAGGCAGUGUGGACUUUACACUCACACAGCAGGUUGAGCAGCUGCUCAGUGACGCUGCUCUACAGGACUACACUGCAGCAUUCACACCUUGGAGCAGCGGGAAGACCCAGGAUUACAGCACUGGGUUUACACCAGGAUUUAUUUCUAAAUUACAAGACUACACUAGUGGAUUCACACCUGAUCAGACAUGCUCUACUAUAUCCCCACUUGUAAAUCAGCAACACCAAAAUGGACUCACAUUUGAAUCUGGGGUAAACUGUAGAGAACAAAAAGGUGAAAAACACACAUCUUUAGUCAGAGCUGAAUCCACAACAAAUCUUCAAGACUGCAGUAGUGAAGGCACUCAUGCACCAACAGAAAAGAAUAACUCACCCGUGCCAACCUCAGUGCAUGAGCAUCCCCGUGUCCAAGGGACAUCGUCACGUGUUCCAGCACUGCAAGAGAGCUCCAUCACCAAUACAGCACAGCUCUCUGCCUCGGUCGGUGGACCAGAGAAAUUUGGAUGUCAUCACCACGAUAGGAAAAGAAAGUCCUCCCUUGAUCCGCCCAGUUUGACUCAAUCCUUACUGAGUCCGACUCCUCCCUCCUCCAGCACACCUGGCAGUCUAACCAGGAGGCUAAGUAGUCCUGAGAAGAUCAUCAAUCUACAUGAGCAACUACAGAAGACCCUAAUGAGCAGCUAUCAGGAUCCAGUGAACAGAGGAAGAGGACAGCAACCCAGGAAAAGUCUCUCAUUUUCAGCUCCUGCAGAACUGAGACCAGUCUCUCAGAUAAAGAAGGACGGCCUCAGUUCCAAUAUACUAUGUACCAACUCUCUCCCAGUCUCUUCUGCUGCUGCUGCUGAGAGCCAAGCUAAGCACACUCCAGCAGUGAUCACCACAAAUAAGUCAACAACACUUUUUAAUGCAGUCGCCUCUAGAUCUUCUAAUGUUGUAUUCAGUCCCAACAUGUUUACUAACCAACACUGUAAAUCAGAUACAUCUACAACUACAAUAUCUGCUCCUUCUAGCUCUUUGAACUUUCCUUUUGCAACUAUGGCGCCUUGCAAAGCCAAAUCCACCUCAAGCAGUCACAUUAAUGUAACAACAUCCUCAAAACUGACACAGAAAAUCACUGCUAUCCCUGACAUCACUGAUGCUAAACCUACAGCUUCUACUCUUCUAACUCCGAGGACCACCACCGUUGACUCUGGUGUCUUAAUAUGUUCUGACACUGAUCUAAAAACCACUGCCUCAGACACAACUGCCCCUAACAUAUCAACUGCCUCCGAGGCUAAUCAUUCUAGCAUGCUUUCUAAAACGGAUGGUGUUGCCCCGGCAUAUCAUGGACUUGUAUUUGCUGCAUCCUGCACUCAACCUGCUCAUUGCUCUCCUGAGAGAUCCAACAAGUCAGCCAGAAUGUCCACUACUGCUCUUGAAAAGACCAAGACUGCAAGACCCAAACCAGAAGCUCCAGCUGAGGUUUGCUCUGUUGAGGUCCUCAAAACAGUGGGUCAGAGCAGCCUCAUGAUUGGCUGGGAGAGGCCGCCACUCGACGAGCUGGGCUGCAGUAAUGGCACAUUUGUGUAUGGAUACAGGGUGUUUGUCGAUGGGGACUUCCACAAAUCGGUCAUGAGCUCAGCGUGCACCAAGUGUAUUCUGGAGAAUGUCGAUCUGAGUGUCCCUGUCCACAUCUCUGUCCAAACACUGGGCUCUAAUGGUCUCAGUUCAAACUUUGUCCACACCAUGUACAGAACUUCAGUCAGAACAGACCACCACUGACUCUGUGUCCUGGCUACAGCAAAGUGCACAGCCAUCUAUAGCUGCAGCCCUCUGAGGGGCCGUCCUAACCUCCACCUCAUCAGACAGCGAGGGAGAUACAACGUCACACUACUGGGAUACCCUCAGGCUCAGGUCAACCAAUC